Messenger RNA from Penicillium alfredii, 1689 nucleotides. Its product is annotated as MDR family MFS transporter. The transcript has 7 exons. Gene Ontology annotation, biological process: transmembrane transport. The record is from RefSeq and is a predicted model, not a curated record. Lineage: Eukaryota; Fungi; Ascomycota; Eurotiomycetes; Eurotiales; Aspergillaceae. Gene Ontology annotation, molecular function: transmembrane transporter activity. Bases 1 to 1689 code for a protein of 562 amino acids.
AUGCCCGGGGUUCUCGCAAACAGUCCGGCAAAUUCAUCCGUCGAGGACUCGGAUGUCUCGACGGUGGGAAAGACAGAGGUAGUCUUCAAUGAACAAACCAAUUAUGUGCCCAAACGCACCAUUAUCACGAUCUUUUUGGCGUGCUCUAGCGUCGAUCUGCUGGCACUGAUGGACCAAACCACCCUGGCCGCCAGUUUGUCUAUCAUUGGGAACGCGUUAGGCGCCAGUGACCAGACCUCAUGGAUUGCCAGCGGGUACUUUGUGACCUCGACCUGCUUCCAGCUUCUCUAUGGCAAGCUGUCGGACAUCUGGUCUAGGAAGCUCGUCCUCUUUGUUGGGCUGGCGAUCUUCUUCUUCGGGUCCCUGGCGGCGUCGCUCGCGCAAACCGUCACGCAGCUGAUCGUCUUCCGGGCAUUCACCGGUGUCGGUGGCGGCGGGCUCAUGACCGUGGCGCAGAUGAUUGUCAGCGACGUGGUCCCUCUGCGUGAGCGAGGCAAGUACCAGGGCAUCCUCGGUGCCGUGGUGGCCAUCGCGAACGGCAUCGGUCCGGUCAUCGGUGGUGCAUUGGCAUCCAUCUCGCACGACUCGUGGCGAUGGAUCUUCCGUCUGAACCUGCCGCUGACCGCGUUAACCACAUUCUGUGUGCUGUUCUUCAUGCCGCUGCGCAAGGUCACGGGCGACUGGAAAGUCAAGCUGAAAGCGGUUGACUUCUUUGGCGCGCUCCUGGCUCUCGGUGGCACGUCUAUCGUGCUGCUGGGGCUGACCUGGGGUGGCGGCGAGUACGAGUGGAACUCGGCGCAUGUUAUUGCGACUCUUGUUGUCGGCUGUGUUGUUUCGGUUGCCUUUGUGAUGUGGCAGUGGAAGGGCGCGUCGACGCCUCUGGUGCCCAUGCACAUCUUCAAAGGCCGGAUCGUCAACGGCGCCUGUUUGACCAUGUUCAUUAAUGGCUGGAACUUCUUGGUCCAGGUGUACUAUAUCCCCACCUUCUAUCAGCUGGUGUUUGAGUACUCGACGGUAAAGGCGGGUGCAAUGCUGCUUCCUAUCACGCUGAUGCAGACCGUCAGCAGCACUGCCUCUGGUUUGAUUGUGCACUGGGUCGGUCGCUACCGAGAAUGUAUUCUCUUCGGCUGGGUCAUCUGGGCCGCUGGACUCGGUCUUUUCUCCACGCUGGAUGGAUCAUCGGGUGUGGGCAAGCAGAUCGGAUACGGUAUUCUCACUGGUGUGGGAGUGGGGAAUACCUUGCAGCCAUCCCUCAUCGCAGUCCAAGCGGGUGUCGACCGACGCGACAUGGCGGUGGUCACCUCAUUCCGAAAUUUCGUCCGCAACUUAGGCGGCACACUGGGUCUGGCCAUUGCAGGGACCAUCAUCAACAACGUCGUCUCCUCGUCUAUCUCGACGCUGAACCUCGACGAGUCCGAAUCGCGCUCUCUGCUCUCCAGCCCGCAGACCUAUCUGUCAGGCUUGUCUGCAGACGACGCCCAGCAUGUGCGCGACGUCCUGAUCCCGGCAUACAAGAAGGGAUUCCGAAUCAUCUUCAUCAUCGGUGCGGCACUUGCAGCGCUCGCUUUUUUCCUGGCGGGCUGGUUGAUGCCGCAGGUGGGCCUCAAGCGGUCUGAUGAUGAAGCGCUCAAGGAGGAAGGGAAGAAAAGAGUCAAUGGGGAGUUGGAUGAAGAGAAGCGGGGGUCUUGA